Messenger RNA from Laetiporus sulphureus 93-53, 1278 nucleotides. RefSeq names its product MFS general substrate transporter. Gene Ontology annotation, biological process: transmembrane transport. Gene Ontology annotation, molecular function: transmembrane transporter activity. Lineage: Eukaryota; Fungi; Basidiomycota; Agaricomycetes; Polyporales; Laetiporaceae. Gene Ontology annotation, cellular component: fungal-type vacuole membrane. The coding region runs from base 1 to 1278 and encodes 425 amino acids. The transcript is spliced from 10 exons. The record is from RefSeq and is a predicted model, not a curated record.
AUGGCAAGCACCCCGAGCAAGUCCGACGAGCAUGACCAGAAGACCUUGGAAUCCGUCUUUGUCGACCCUAUUUUAUCGGUCUCCGACGGUUUGAAAGAGCCCCAAGUGGAGCCUGAAGUAUCCGACAUCACAAUUCCUGAUGGUGGUUGGCAGGCUUGGCUUACUGUCACUGGGAGCUUCCUCCUUAUUUUCGUUACCUUUGGCUCCUCAACAUCUUUCGGUGUCUUCCAAAAUUACUAUGCACAGCAGAAUACCUCGACGUCGUCGAAUAUAAGCUGGAUCGGCUCCGUGCAGCUAGCUCUCUUCUACUUUGGAGGGCUGCCGGCCGGCCGGCUGUUCGACGCGGGUUAUUUUCGCCAUAUCCAGAUUGGUGGUUCCCUCCUCUUCUGCUUCUCAUUUUUCAUGCUUUCAUUGGCGGACACAAGCAACUACUAUCAGCUGUUGCUGUCUCAAGGCGUCGGAAUGGGACUGGGCGGCGGGCUGCUUCUUACUCCUGCUCUUUCUAUCCCGUCACAUCACUUCAAUAAGAAGCUAUCUCUCGCUCUCGGUAUCGCACAAGUUGGCUCCUCUGCAGGAGGAAUCAUCAUGCCGAUUAUGCUGAAUCAGCUCUUCAAUGGCCGUGCUGGUUUUGCAUGGGGCGUGCGUGCAACUGCAUUCCUCGUACUCGGUUUGCUCGCAAUCUCCUGUUGUAUCAUGAAGACCCGGUUGCCACCAGCGCAGCAUCAAUCACAGAUCUCGAUGAAGGCGCUCGUAACAGACACGCCGUAUGCAAUCUCCUUGUUCGGGGUGUUCAUGGUCAUGUGGGGAUUGUUCUUCCCCUAUUUUUACCUGCAGGUGUGGGUGACCGAGCAUGGGCUGUCGAGCACCCUUUCCUUCUAUACGAUCCCCAUCCUGAAUGCCGGAACCAUUUUCGGGCGUAUUAUUCCGAAUUUCAUCGCAGACUACGUGGGCGUUUUCAAUAUGUUUUGUCCUAUGGCGCUCGUCAGCGCAGCGUUGAUCUUCGCCAUGUUCGGGGUGAUGAGUCCCGGAGCUGUCAUCGUGUUCACGAUUCUGUAUGGAUUCUUCACGGGUUCAUGUAGAAUCCGCAUCGGUCUUUGCCUCUUCGUAGUUGCAUUUGCAGUGCUGUCUGGCACACCAAUCGACGGUGCAUUAGUGGGCUCCGAAUAUGUCUGGUACAAGGCACUCCUCUUCAGUGGCAUCAUCAUGUUAGUCGGUUCGGCCCUGUUAACAAUCGCAAGGCAUCUAUUUGCGAAGAGAAAGGGAACCGUCUGGACCUGA